Messenger RNA from Girardinichthys multiradiatus, 7976 nucleotides. It is a transcript of the gene shisa9a, whose product is annotated as shisa family member 9a. The record is from RefSeq and is a predicted model, not a curated record. The transcript has 4 exons. Gene Ontology annotation, biological process: regulation of short-term neuronal synaptic plasticity; regulation of AMPA receptor activity. Lineage: Eukaryota; Metazoa; Chordata; Actinopteri; Cyprinodontiformes; Goodeidae. Bases 391 to 2106 code for a protein of 571 amino acids. Gene Ontology annotation, cellular component: dendritic spine membrane; postsynaptic membrane; postsynaptic density.
GUGGCUUAGGUCUCUGCCUCCUGUGCGUAAGAGCGCACAGAUGGAUAUGUUGACGGAUGCACUACUGAAAACGCGCAAUCGGAGCUCGUGAAAACGUCUCUGGAAGGACGUACAAAAGCGCAUCUCAGUGCAAAGGAGUAACUUCGAUAAACUCUAGUUCAACCCACGGAGAUUUUAUUAUUAUUAUUUUGGUUGCGUUUUUCUGUUCCUUUUCUAUUUUUCUGUAUUUUUGGAUGAUGAUAUGCUGGUAAAUAUGUCCAUCAGCGCGGAUGACGGUGCGUCGCUCCUUGGCUGCAUGUUUUUGGACUUCUCCUGUCAUGAUCGUGCGCUUUUCCUCGUCUCUCCAAGUGUGCUCGUUUCUGCGUGAAGUUGAACGGAGGAAAAAGCGCGAUGAGAGGGAAAUUUUUUCUGCUCGCCUUCUUGUUGCUCAAACUUAUGGCUCUCGUGUGUAAGGCCGACGGGGAGCCAGGACUGCUCGGGGGAUUCGUCAUGAUCGCCACCUCCAACGGCUCCCGGGAGGAGGAGAGCGUGUCGGAGGAGACGCCGCACACGGAGGACAAGUGCCGGGGCUACUACGACGUGAUGGGCCAGUGGGACCCGCCGUUCAUCUGCAAGACGGGCAAUUAUCUGUACUGCUGCGGCACCUGUGGCUUCCGCUUCUGCUGCUCCUUCAAGCACUCGCGGCUGGACCAGAGCACCUGUAAGAACUACGACACCCCGGUGUGGAUGAAGACCGGGCAGACCCCCUACAAGAACAUCGACAAGAUGCACGACAGCACCAAAGCCAAGACGAACUUAAUUGUUUACAUUAUUUGUGGAGUCGUGGCUAUCAUGGCUCUGGUUGGGAUUUUCACCAAACUGGGUUUGGAGAAGGCGCACCGGCCCCAGAGAGAGAACAUGUCCAGGGCCGUUGCCAGCGUGCUGCAGGGCGGGUGUCCAGGUGAGCCGUUCCGGGGAGAGGAGGCCCUAGGGAUGCACUCACAGCACUUUGUUGGCAGGCCUGCGAACCUCCAAGGUGGCCAGAUUAACAACAAUGUGGGGCCGGGCUCCAGCAUUGGCCAGCAGCACCCUUACCCUGCCCUCAGCCAGCUGGCUCAAGUCUAUGAGCAUCAGCAGCAGCAGCAGCAGCAUCAUCAGCAGCAGCAGCAGCAGCAGCAACAACAACAACAACAACAACAACAACAACAACAACAACAAAACAUGGAUGUGAACAAGUAUGCCUCCCUGAAGGCAGUAGCUGCCAAGUACAAUGGUGAACUCUACAGCAAGCGGCGGCUGAUGGUGGAGCUGCCAACAAAAAGCAGCCUUCCUCUCCAACCGACGAGCAACCCCCGACCCUCCAUGGGCAACAUGUCAUCAAUGACUCCUCUGAUGGCCGCCAACUCCAUGGCUUCAAACCUCAUGACCUCCAAUCACAUGAACCCCACCAUGACGCAGAUGGCUUCAAUGACCCAAAUGACAUCAAUGACAGCAAUGACAUCCAUGCCUCAGAUGACCUCGCUUACCCCGAUGACCUCUAUGACUCCCAUGACCUCUUUAGGUCCACUGACUCCAGAGCCUGUGGCCACCUACGUGACUGAGAUGCCCAGCAUCUCGUCUGUCUCAACCCUCCCGACAGAGAGGCACAUAGCAGGUGUAGGAGGCGGGGGACUCAAGCCAAAUGGCCAAAAACCCAAAGGCAGCCACAGUCACACUGCCCACAGCUCCCACAGCUCCCACACUCAUGCUCACAGCUACAGUAGCAAGGUGCCAGGCCUUGGGGCUUCUUCCCUGGCACAUAUGGUGGGGACCAUGCCAGGUGGCACUUCCCUGGGCAUCUCCAGGGCCGCUGAGACCGCCUUUGGCUCGAGCUCAGCUACGAUGGGCCGUCCAUUUGCCUACAGCUCCAACACAAUCGCAACUGGGCAUGUGAUGGGGUUUGGGAUAAAGAGCUGGGACGGGACUGAGACGGUGGGCAGGAGGAAGAGCUACGGGCACAAGAGGCCCCAGUGUACCGUGCUGGAGCCAAACCAGCUCCACAGCACUAGGGGCCAAAGUCACAGCCAACACUUCCUCCCCACACAGCCCUACUUUGUGACCAACAGCAAGACAGAGGUGACUGUGUGAGAGAGCAUGAACAAGAGAGGGGAGAGGAUGCGUGUGGAGUGGUGACACAAGUCAUCUCUGAUGGGAGAUGCCAACUCCUUGGGUGUUCAGAGCUCCAGAUGAAAUGGAGCUUCAUUGCCGUGACGUGUCUGAGUGAAAGUUGCCUUGAAAACAGAGCUCACCAAUCAGAUCACUCAAAAGACCUUGAUGGUGACAACAUACAAUAAGUACCCGAGAGCCUAAAGAACAGGUGAUGUUUGUACAUUCGUGCUGAUGUUCGAGUGUUGUCUCCUUCUCUGUAAUGAUGAGUAUGUCUGAGUAUUAGAGAAAGGCUGAAAUCAGAUGUUCCUACGGGAAACCAAACCUGAGAAGCAAUACCAUGAAUGAAGAGUCAAGCAUUAAUCCCAGUAACAAAGAAAAACAGCAGUAAUACCCACAAACCUGUCUGAAACGUUUCCUCACUGCCAGAUGAAACACUGAACGGCCUGGAAGAAAUAACCUUCACUCAUGAUUCACAACCGCAUCUCCUGAGGGCUUUCAAGGAGACGGACACAAUGAUGAUGAUGACGGUGGAUGGGCUUCGGGUUUGCAGACAGCACCUUAUUAAGCUCUUCCCCGUCGCGCUGGCAUUGUUCUGCUCUGAUCUUUGUCCGUUUGGUGACAGCUCACCCAGAUAUGAGGAGGCAGGGAAGGCAGCACCGGGGGCAGAUGCUGCGACUCAUCAUGCGACACGUUUCCCCAAACGGAUAACUGUGGCAGAAACAGGACAAUUCUAACUAUUUAAAUCUAUUUAACACCCCAAAAACUCCCCAAGGUCCUUUAGUUUGAAUAAAGUGGCAGCUACUUUAAUAUGAUAAAACUACAACUGCACAACCAAAUAUGUUGCUGGAUAAAUAUCUUUAUGCUUAACGAUGAAGUAUUGAUUUCGUUCAUGUCUAUACCUCGAUAGCAAAUCUAGAGGCAACAGGUGACGGAGUUUGAUACAUGAGAAACACUUUUUCAGUAGAAAGGAAAUGAAAUAUGUCUGCAAACACAGAGAAGCAUCAAUAAUUAACCUGGCAUUAAUUAUGAGUAUAAAUAAAACCCAUACAGUUAUCUCUAUAUAUUAUGUAAACAAUCCUAUAAUUAAUCGUUUUCUGCCACCUUUAAAUUUUGCCUUUAGUUAAAAAAAAUCUUUAGAGGGGAAACAAAAUCACCUCAGCCACAUUCUUGCUGUAAAACAUCACAGUUCCUGGAGAUCCCAGGUUUCUCACAAAGAUCAUCGAGGCCUUUGGUGGAGGAACAGGCCCAUAACAUUACAGAUCCUCCACCGUACUUAGCAGCCAGCAGGAUGCCUUUUUUGACAUAUUCAUUCUUUGUUUGAAGCUCAACACACACUGUGCAGUUUCAUUAUUUGUACAGGGCUUGAACACAUUCCAUUGUGCAAGAUCAGCAUGAUGAGGUCCUGUGAAGUUUUUAUAGAGUGGUGGAAGGUACUAGGGGGGAAAAUUUAGCAUAUUUCUGGUAUUUAGAAGUUACUUAAAAUGAAGAACAUCAUAUCAGUGGGAUAUAAGGAUAAAUAUCAUAAGUUGUGAUAAAUCUAAAAUACCUAUAUCACAAAAUUUAAGUUUAGGCUAUAGUGUGAUAUUUUAAAGUCUGUCCAUAGUUAUAAUAAUGUUAGCGUCUGACCCUCCUGUUCCACAUAAUCCAAAUGCAUGGAUGUACUUACUUUAUGCCAACUUUCUAUAACUUUGCAGACUCUCCGAACUAACUAAAUCUGAACUAACCCUUUAAUGGCCACACUGAUCUGUCAGACUGCAUCGAUUAUUGCUGCAGCAAAAUCAUGUGAGUUUGACACUGAAAAGAGGAAGAUGAGGAGGGAAAGGAGGGCACUGUGGGAAAGACGAAGACAACAAUCAUGCUGCAUGUUUUCCUCAGAAACUUUCAGGCACUGAUUGAUAUUUGUCUCGGGUCAUCUUGGGUCAGGACAGAGAAUCCCUCACCCUGACGGACCACACUGAACCGGCUGAUUUAUGAUAACCAGACCGCGCGAACCCAAACAAACACAACCUGACCAUUUAAUUGCUGAAAAGAUCAAUCUUAACUUGAUCCGAUCAAAGCACACAGUUCCAGUAGAGUUUAGUAUAUUUUACAAGAACAGAAAAGGUUUUUUAUUUCACCAGUGAAUAAAUAUUCAUACUAAAUAUAUUGGUUGGAUUUCUCUAAUAAACUAAAAUAUUAAUUGAUUGACUUUAAGGCCUUUUACCAGAGGGUGCUGUAAUAAACACUCUGCAACAUCUCAUUCUAGUGGACCAAAUGGGCCAUUUUAAAGUUUAAAUCUCAGACAGCACCCAGUAAAGUUGUGGAUCUGCAUCUCAGAAACAUUUAUUUCAAACUUAACUUUAGACCUUAAGGUGCUUUAAAGAUUCCCUUUCAGACUGCUAGACUUGAUGCAAGAAAAAACUAACAGAGGCAGUGUAUGUAAAACUAAUACAUAUAUCUAACCUGCUAAAACCACUGCCACAAGGAGCUUUCUCUAUUAGUUCAUUCACUGACCUCGAGCUUCAAGCCCCAGAAGGAGAAAACAACCAUCUGGAAAAAUCUAUGUGGGUUAAAUGACUCAAAUAUAGAAAUAAGCCUGUGAGUGUGACAAAUAGGCCAAACCUUCGAAGGGCUUCUUCAAGCCUGUUUGCAUGUUUCUGUUUUAUUUUAACUCAGCAGCAACAGCUACAGUUCUCUCGUCUAGAGCGCCGUCUCUGUGAUUAAAUAAAGAUUUUAGCAGAGAAGAAGUGAGAACAUAGAAGCACAAACAGCUGUCGAGAGGCUUGGACCCACAACAACAGGUCUGUAGGUUGGCAAAAAGCAAAGAGAAGUGUUAAAAGCUUGUUUUAAACCUGGAGAAAAAGCGACGAAGAGGUGCAUGUGACAAUCUGGUGAGAGAGAAAUAUGUUAAAUUAUAAUGUGCCUGUCAGAGACACGUUUUAUUACAGCAUCUAAAUCAAAAAUGACUAAGCAGGCCAAGUGUGAGAUAAAGAGGAUAUUUUUGACGAAUGCUGUGCAACACCCUGCUGCCUUCGAGGGUCACAUGACCAAAGACCUGGGACCCGACUGAAGGCACGGAACGGGAAUUAAAAAGUUGACAGAGUAUUACGAUGCGUCACAUAUACAGGACGCCCACCAGAUCCACGCAUGCCAAGCGGCAGGUAUCAUCCCAGCAGAGAGACGAAGAGUCAGCGCCGCUUCUUCAUCUGCUGUUCAAGAAAGACUGUGAAACUCCAGAUCUCGGCCCCUUUGUAGCUCUUACUGACAUUAUGCUUUUUAUACAGAACAGUAAUAUACAUAGCCUUUCUCUCUUCGUAUCUGUUUCUAUUUAUCCUUUCUCCCUUUAUACAUUAUAUGAAGGGAAUAGUUUCAAUGCAGAAAUAUCAGAAACUACUUGAGAUUGAUGAAUAAUCAGAGAUAAUAUUGCAUUUUGAGAGAUGUGUUUGGUUUCCCUUGUGUGAGCUAAAAAAUGUAAAAGGUAAAAAUGUUAUUCUUCAGUUUUGUACCACUGCCUGUCCCUUUGAACACUGCACAGACUUUUCGCCAGGCUGUGUGAGAAGAUCCUGAUAUUGUCUCUGAGGGGAACCAAACCCAACCAACACAAAAUUAAUCAUGUAAAAUUCAGAUGAUUAAUCUUUCAGAUUGUGAGGACAUCUCUCCCUUUUCAGAUCACCACACAGAUUUGGCUCUAGACUCUAAAUGUUCAUUUUUCUCUGCUGAAGCCAGUCUUUGCUCAGUUUGGCAGCAUGCAUGGACUCAUCGCAGCUUUAUGGGAUCAGGAAGUGAUAACUUUCAUCUGCCUUGAUAAACACUGUAGUUUCAUUGGAGGAAGAGUAACCUUUGAGCCAUGAUGCAGCCACCACCAUGUUUUACUGUGGGUGUAAGGUUCUUUUAGAAGAAUUUAAGAGCAGAAAUAUGACAAACAAGCUGCUGUUUUGAUAAAUACUGCCUGUAAUCAGACGCUACAGUCGUGGAGAGACACACUUCCAGCGGUUGUCCCUGUAUAGGUUGUAAAAAUGGGAAAUUAAAGUGGUUUAUUCUGCAAGGCAAAGAAAAAGUAAUUUUCUUUGCUGUUUCUAUCCCCUUGAACACCGCAUAUAUUUUGCUUCACUGACAUUUGCCUUGGCUAUGUGUGUAAAUCCAUCUUCAGUAAGCAGUCUCUGAAGACAUCUAAACCCAAACAGAACAAAGAUAAUCAUAUGAUUCAAAAACCCUGUCUGCAGCCACCCGGAAUCUUUCACAGAUCUCGCUCUUUUCCCUGGCGGAUUGUAGUUUUGAUGGUUCCAGAGUGAACGGAAAGGUCAGAGUUUGUGAUCAGAGCCAAUUGAAUGAAUGCAGCCAGGCAGAAAGCUGCAGACAUUUUGUCAAGGCUUCCUUAUAGUGCCAAUUUAUGGAGCCAACAACUGGUGAGCAGGCAGAGCAGCAGAAACAAUUGGGAAACAAAUCAAAGCAAGAUUAUCAUUGCUCACAAUUAGGGGCCCAAAUAAACCAGUCAGAAAGCUGGGAUGUGGCUGCUCUGUCUGGGUCACGGCUGAUAGGGUCAGGACCACAGAUGAGUGGGUUCAGAAGGCAGUGAUGUCUGACAUCAUUCGUCAGUCAGUCAGAGAAAAAAUGCAGCUGCAGAGAAAAGACACUGGCGGUCUGAAGGGUCAAACGGCCUCUAAAUAUUCCAGAUGAUGUCAACAAUGGUGCAUUUUUCCCAGAAGCAUUUAAAGGAUGAGUGAAGCUUGCUUUUGGGUUGUUUAUUUUGACUCCUAUCUCAUCCUGACCGCUGAAAAUGGACCAAGCUUAGCAGAAAAACUGGCUUCUUAGCUGCAACAUUAAAACAACAUUAUUUAGUAUUUAACCUGUCGUAUAUUGUUUAUAUUCAUAGACAACAGAGAAAUACCUUAUACUGCAGCUUGUGGCUUUUUAGAAGUUAAAGCCAAAUUGUCAGUCAGCAUUUAACCUUCUGACACAUUCAUGUUGGAGAUGAACUUCAUAUCCACCUAAAAUUGUUCCAAACAAGGACAGUUGUGUUGUUAUACCAGCAACCGCACAGAAAUUGUGGAUCUGGACGGUUCUGGUCAUGUGAAAACAUGAAACCCUGAUCAGUCAUUUCCAAACUUGUUCCGUCUUUAAUUUAUCAUCCUGUGUAAUUCAACUAACUGUAAACCAAAUUCAUCUGCAAGGGGGAACAAAAUAAAGAUUAUAAUAGCUGCACUACCCUGGUUGCAUUAAUAUGUUCUUAAAUUUUUUUUUGUUUGUUUCAGCAUUCAGUCUUCUUUAGUUGGAGUCUACAGCAUGCAGCAUCUUGAUUUGCCUCCUCUGCCUUACAAAGGUUCCCUAAAUCCAUCAAACUGUGGGAACAUCUGUUGUCCAAAGCACUCUUCAGGUGACCCCCCAGAUUGUCUUCCCAGUCUGGAUCCUCACAAGGAGUUUACAAAACGUAACCCUUUAUUUUUGGUGACUUGGUUGACAGGAAGUGUUUCUAUAUUCACCUACAGUGACAAAACCUUAGUUCCACCUGUACAAAGGUCACCCCAGAGCAUGAUGUUGCCACCACCAUGCUUUACUGUGGGUAUGGUGGGUUGGUAAUGCUGAUGGUUGUUUUUGUGGCCUAAAAGCUUAGGUUUGGUUUCACCAGACCAUGACAUGUUCUCCCUCGAGGUUUGGGGAGAUUUUAACCAGGCAUGAAGCUUUUCAAUGGAAGAAAAGCGUUUCUUUUCCUGCAAGUCUUCUCUCUGGUCCAGAUAUAUGGAAAAUGCAAGAGAUACUUCGUUCGUUCGUUCGUCGUCUUCCGCUUAUCCGGGACCGGGUCGCGGGGGCAGCAGACUCAGCAGAGACGCCCAGACGUCCCUCUCUCCAGACACCUGCUCCAGCUCCUCCAG